GGCGGGCGGAGGUGAGAGCGCAGCCGGGCAAGGGAGGGCUGUGCCGGCUGCUCCCGGGAGCUGCUGCUGGGCGGGACGGAGCUCAGCGCUCCCCUCAGGAAGUUAUUUUAGAACGAAAGAAUACAUCUGAGAAACAAGAUGUCUCCUGCCGGGAGUCGAUACCAAGAUAAGCAGUACAGGCACCAUGAGAACCAUAGAUCAGACAGAUACAAAGAAGACAGAAGAGCAAGAAAACCAUACCAAUACAAUGCAAGAUCAACAGAAGACAUUCGAGGUGGCCAGCACUCAAGAACUUCUACUGUUUGCUCAGACCCUUAUUCUAAAACCUCAGGAGCAGCACGGGAGUAUUUUGACCCACAACCAGAGUUUUAUCCUCCCAAGAAAACCUUCUCAAUGAAGUGUUCAAAGGUAUGCACAACAAGAGGCAUUUUGAAGUUUGUGGAAAUCACGGUUAACCUCCUGGUGUUGAUUUGUGUGGGAGCUUCCCAAGCCUCUGUUGCAGGCUUCACAUCCCUUGGAGGCUUUGGAUCCUUUAGCCUGAAUUCAGCCUAUAGCCCCUUUGAGGGCACAGAGCUCCGCGAGGUGAGGGAGCUGGACAUGCAGAUCACCCAGAUGAGAGCCCCUUGCGUGUAUGGCGGCGUAGCCUUCAGCUUAACAGCAGCAGUACUUACCCUUGUCUUCCUCAUCAUGGGGGCAAAGCCCAUCCAGCAGCUCAGGACAGGGCUGCUGGUAGGCGAGUGUGCCUUCAACCUGCUGGCUGGUGCAGCAUACGUUGUGGCAGUGGGCCUCUACCUGCAUUUUGUCAGCCAGGUGAACUCCACAGAGGUUUGCAAGAGGCGUGAGAGGCUGUACACGCGCCGCGGCUACACCUCCAUGAACUGCGUGGUCCAGGGCGGCGACGCGGCCGUGGGCCUUUUUGGUGCCGUUGCUUCCUGCUUGUACUUUGCCAGCUUUGUGGUCUGCAUCCGUGCUGUCCGAACUGUCAGAGCCUUCCAGAGCCACGUGGCCAAGGCUCAGCACAGCCCCAAAGUCAGUGUUAAGGACAGAAGCAUCAGAAACCACCAUGCUGUUCACAGGACCUCUGAAAGCUCCCACAACAUCCAGGCUCUCGCCACGUUAGUGUGAAGUCGACUCUGGGACUGUGCCAGAGCUGGGGCUUCAGCCAGGGAGGGACACUGGGUGUCACAUGGCAAACAGGAGACCAGCUCACAAUCUCCCUACAGGGUGCUGAAGCAUGUAUAGAAUCACCAAAUGUAACUAUACAGCUAUAACAUGAUGUAAUAAAAUUGACAUUGAGUGACUUGUUUUCACAAGGUUUUUCUGCACUAGUCUCUCAAGCUGGACUCUUGUAGGUAAAAUGUGUUUGUGACUGUAAUGUUUUUAUCCUGCACAGAGCAAAUCCAAACAGGUUACAGGUUUAACAGGUUACAACUGCAUUGAUGCCAAACUUGUGCUAACAACCACUUCCUUUCCUCUCCCAUGGCAUAAGGAAUUGAAUACACAGUUAGGAUGGGCAGCCUUCAACAGAUCCUGUGCCUGUUGUGCAUCCUGUUGACUUAUGCUACAGUGCUCACAAAGCAAAGGACACUUGAGUGCUUUUCUGAAUCGUGUCUGAGGUUACAUUUGUGAUCUGUUUUGCUUGGGCUAGUGAAGCGUUUUAUCUUUUGAGUCACAGGGGUUGACACAUGCCGAUCAUGUGCUCCCUGAGGAAUGCUGCCGGGAGGAACUAGCUGCAAUGUCAAAGGCAGCAUUUUGGUCCUUAUCCAGUUUCCUACUGUAUUUUCCCAUCUCACUGAGCGCAGAUCAGAA
This is a messenger RNA of Neopelma chrysocephalum (saffron-crested tyrant-manakin), 1809 nucleotides long. Its product is annotated as MARVEL domain-containing protein 3-like. NCBI's taxonomy places the organism in Eukaryota, Metazoa, Chordata, Aves, Passeriformes, Pipridae. The record is from RefSeq and is a predicted model, not a curated record. The coding region runs from base 139 to 1125 and encodes 328 amino acids. The transcript is spliced from 4 exons. Gene Ontology annotation, cellular component: membrane.